This is a messenger RNA of Anopheles funestus (African malaria mosquito), 2568 nucleotides long. RefSeq names its product trinucleotide repeat-containing gene 18 protein-like. Bases 305 to 1096 code for a protein of 263 amino acids. The record is from RefSeq and is a predicted model, not a curated record. NCBI's taxonomy places the organism in Eukaryota, Metazoa, Arthropoda, Insecta, Diptera, Culicidae. The transcript has 2 exons.
GAAUGAUGAUAUUAUGACGAUUGCUGCUUGUGUUUGGCUCUGUUCAAGAAAGUUGCGCCACGAAGAAAAUACUUUCACGAGAGAGUGAGUAGGAUACGGUGGCGAUCUUCCUGCAGACGUUCCAGAGAACGGGAAAAACAACCAAUUCUGCAACCAAACGGGUUGGAUGCUUGUGGUCCAGCGCUAGAACCUUCACUCUAAAUCAGCCUGCGAUCGGAGCAACAUCUCGGACUGGGUGUUGGUAGCGAUCCUGAACCUGUGUCCGUUAGUUCAUUGUACUUUCGCAGUAAGCCCUUCAUCAACCAUGGAUACAUAUCGGGGUGGUCGUUCGGUGACCCUUUUGCUUUUACUUGUGCUAACAGUGGUACGAAUCGAUUCACUACCCGUAUCGAGCUUCCUCGAUGACGACAGUGACUAUGAUGAUAGUUUCGAGAAUGAGUACGAUCUAGUGUUCGAUCAGCGUCAGAACGGAACGGCCAACGUGCACGUAUCGGUGGAUGGUGUAAUGCUUGCGAUUCCGGGUCCCGAAAUGCCCCCGUCCGCAUCACUUGCAGGAGCGACACUGUUGGACCUAUUUGCCUCCCAACUUGCUGCAGGCGGAGAAUCGGAAUACGAGAGUUCGGAGGAAUCGUACGGUAGCAUCUCGGGAACAUCUUCUACUGCAGCUGGAGCAAGUUCGUCUACCUCUUCAACCACCAGCACGACGACAGUGGCUCCAGCAUCCGAUGCAUUGAUCGCCAGUGACUUCCCUUAUCAAGGCUUACCCGCCAACCUGCCAGCCAGUCUACUGGGCCAGGGCCUAUCGUUCUUUUUCAACCCGAAGCAUGCCGAAAUUCCAUUCCACCUUAAUACGGCACAGGGGUCUACAAAACAGACAAUUCCCCUACUCAUCACUAAGAUGGACAAAGCUCCAGCAACACGAGAUCCCGAUUCGGCGGAAUCGAACGAAGAUAGUCGUGAGCUGGCAGCGCCGGCACCUCAACAAACGCCCAAACAACAAGCCGGAAAGAAGAAGCGUAAGCAUAAGCGGAAGUACAAGGUGCGCGUCGCCAACUUGCUGAGACCGUUGCUGAAGCGUACUAUUCUAGUUCAGUGAACUCUCUCUUCUUUGAAAGUUUCUGUUGUGAUAAGAAGAUGGUAAAGGGAAAAUUUUAUGACUGAAAACCUAAAACUGAGAUGUAGUGUGAAAAUGGCAGAAGGAUUGUGAAGGACACUUUACCGGAAAAGAAAAGUUUCCCAAUGCUCAACUAACGUGUAGCGAAAUAAGAAAUAUGCAUUUAUUAUAACCACUAUUUUCUGUUUAGCUUAUGGAAACGCUGAAAAUAAAACAACUAUUUUUAAGAUAAAUGUAAUGUGAUUAAAAAUAUUAAUUGAAAACAUGGUCUUUGAACAGAAAACUGAAUUGGAUUACUCCAAAUAUCCCGUUGUUCUACUACGACGCGCCAUACAUAAACAGACGAGGAACCUGUUUUAGGCUUGCUUUUAACACAUUUCUGUUUGUUAACACUUCUUCUUUAGCUAUAAUGAGAAAUUAAAAAAAGCAUACAAUAUUUGAACCAAUAACCCGCUGAAACAAAAAUAAAAAAAAUAAAGUAGGUCAAGUUUAAUUUUGCAGAUCGUUGCUCAAUGACUAUAGUUAUGUUGACUGUUGACUUUGUUGUUCACUUUAUGAAGCUAAGAAGAAAAUUAUUCUGAGUGUCGUUGAGUGAGAGUUUACAGAGUUGUUGAAUUUCAUUUCAUUUCCUAUAUACUGUUUAGUAAAACAAGGAAAAGAUGACUAUUCUUGUCUGAUUUAUAUUUACGACACGACCUGUUAGUAAAUAUGCAAUCGAUCACCAUACGUGAGCAGAUCUUACACUAAAUGAUUGUUUGUGGCAUAGCCAAUCGCUUAUUUAACUAGAAAUUAAUCAAAAUUCAUUCAAAGAUGCGUUUGAAUUUAUUUUUUCACAGUUUACACUGUUAUUAGCAGCAAAAACUCCUAUUCUAACAUUCAAUUAAUCAGCAAUCGCAUCGCACACGAAACCGUUUACGAGGCCAAUGAUAUAAGUGAAUAUUGGCAUCAUUUAAUUUACCAUAAAAUUAACGUCCAUUAACAGCUUAAUCGAUUCACCGCGGGAACUACGUUCUUUGGUAGACUUUUUUGUUUGUAUGUCGCAACACAAUAGAGGAAGGACAUACCAUUUUCUUACCCAUAAAACCGAACACGGCACAUUCGGGAGGUUUACGAUCCGAUCCGCAUAACCGAUCGCUAGUGCAAUGCGGUUUGGUCUGUGGCAAAGGUUCGCGUGUCACGCAUCAUUCGAAUCACCUGUUUUGGGUUUCUCUUUCCAUGGUUUCCCUUCCACGGAUGGCAUUUCUUUGUGUCUGCUGUUGGUUGAAUGGUUUUGUUUUAUUAUUCGUGUGUGUAUAGGUGUCGUAUGUUUGUUUGCGGAUGCUUCCCAGUUUCUCCACGUUUCUACGCACCGGUCACGUAUUUCAAAUGGUAUUUCAAUGGAUCAAUCGAUCAAAUACAGUGUUGAGUGUAUUUAUGAGUGUAGUGUAGUAAAGACAAUAAAAAAUAUUAACCAG